Molecule: messenger RNA, 2141 nt
Organism: Vombatus ursinus (common wombat)
Lineage: Eukaryota; Metazoa; Chordata; Mammalia; Diprotodontia; Vombatidae
Gene: HACL1
Product: 2-hydroxyacyl-CoA lyase 1
Exons: 17
Coding region: 35-1777 (580 amino acids)
Biological process (GO): fatty acid alpha-oxidation
Cellular component (GO): peroxisome
Molecular function (GO): thiamine pyrophosphate binding; catalytic activity; magnesium ion binding
Source: RefSeq, a predicted model, not a curated record
UUCCCUUCCCCGCCCAGCCGUCACCUGAGGGAAGAUGGCUUCAAACAGGGGAGCAGGGAACCGCGAGGACCAAGAGACGGUGUCCGGCGCUGAGGUCAUUGCCCAGGCGCUGAAGAAACAGAAUGUGGACUACAUGUUUGGCAUCGUGGGCAUCCCUGUGACCGAGAUCGCCGUGGCCGCGCAGGCCGUGGGCAUCAAGUACAUCGGCAUGAGGAACGAGCAGGCGGCUUCUUAUGCUGCCUCUGCCGUGGGAUACCUGACAGGCAGGCCAGGAGUUUGCCUUGUGGUUUCUGGUCCAGGUUUUAUCCAUGCUCUUGGUGGAAUGGCAAAUGCAAACAUGAACUGUUGGCCUCUGAUUGUUGUUGGUGGUUCUUCUGACAGUAAUCAAGAAAUGAUGGGAGCCUUCCAGGAGUUUCCCCAGGUUGAAGCUUGUAGGUUAUACAGCAAGCUGUCUGUCAGACCGAGCAGCAUAGAAGCUAUUCCCUUUGUUAUUGAAAAGGCUGUGAGAAUCAGUAUUUAUGGUCGGCCAGGUGCCUGCUAUGUUGACAUUCCUGGAGACCUUGUGAACUUACAGGUGAAUGCAAGCUCCAUAAAGUAUGUGGAGUGCUGCAUGCCCCCCCCAGUUAACAUGGCAGAUGCUUCAGCUGUAUCUGCGGCAGCAUCUAUCCUCAGGAAUGCAAAACAACCCCUUCUUAUCAUAGGAAAAGGUGCUGCUUAUGCACAUGCUGAAGACAACAUCAGAAAGUUGGUGGACCAGUGUGGCUUGCCAUUUCUGCCCACACCCAUGGGCAAAGGUGUUGUUCCUGACAACCAUCCCAACUGUGUGGCAGCAGCCAGAUCCAGGGCAUUGCAACAUGCUGAUGUAAUCCUGUUACUGGGUGCCAGGUUAAAUUGGAUUUUGCACUUUGGACUCCCUCCAAGAUAUCGAGCUGAUGUGCAGAUUAUCCAGGUUGAUAUCUGUGCAGAAGAGCUGGGGAAUAAUGUUAAACCUGCUGCAGCACUGUUAGGUGAUAUAAAUGCUGUCACUACACAGUUUUUAGAACAUUACAGCAAAAGGCCAUGGCAAUAUCCUCCUAAUGCUGAAUGGUGGAAGGUACUGAGAGAAAAAAUGAAGAGCAAUGAAGAAGUAUCCAAGGAAUUAGCAUCACAAAAAUCUUUGCCUAUGAAUUAUUACACAGUAUUCUACCAUGUCCAAGAACAGCUACCAAGAGACUGUAUUAUAGUAAGUGAAGGAGCAAAUACUAUGGAUAUUGGACGGACUGUGCUUCAAAACUACCUUCCUCGUCAUAGACUGGAUGCUGGUACUUUUGGGACAAUGGGAGUCGGUUUGGGCUUUGCUAUCGCUGCUGCUGUGGUGGCUAAAGAUAAAAAUCCAGAAAAACGUGUGGUCUGCGUGGAAGGAGACAGUGCUUUUGGAUUCUCUGGCAUGGAGGUGGAAACUAUCUGCAGGCAUAAUUUGCCAAUCCUUCUCAUUGUGGUGAACAACAAUGGAAUUUAUCAAGGCUUUGAUGCAGAAACCUGGAAAGAGUUAACAAAACUUGGAGAAAUUUCCCAAGUGGGACCUCCUGUCUCUCUCCUGCCAAAUUCCCAUUAUGAGCAGAUCAUGACUGCAUUUGGCGGCAAAGGAUAUUUUGUACAGACUCCGGGAGAGCUGCAGAAUGCUCUGACAACAAGCUUAGCUGAGAAAACAGUACCGUCUCUCAUCAACGUUAUGAUUCAGCCUCAAGCCAGUCGGAAGGAACAAGAUUUUCACUGGCUAACUCGUUCUAAUAUGUGACUGAAGCUGCCAGUGGGAAGCCUCAAGGAGUCCAUCCUUUCCAGCCGGACGAAGGCUAUUAUCCACGCACAGAGCAACAUUACCAGUUUUUCAAAUUGUACUAAGCAAAAGGAGAAAAAACUAUUAGAAUCAGACGUAAAAGAUUUGCAAUGUUUUUACCAAGGUUAUUCAGUGGAAAUAGCUAUUUGAAGAUGUGGUUAAGAUGAGAAUCUUUUAAAUCAUUAUAUAAUGAGCCUUUUUAUUUUGCAUAAAACUAACAUCUGUUUGAAUCCAUUCUUAGAAUUAGGUACAUUUUUAAAACAUCUUUAAAAAAAGGCAAAAAACUUUGAUCAGGUGCCAAAUGGGAGACCUAUAUAAUAAAUCA